CAAACACACACACACCCACACACUCCUCAGCGCACGCAUAAUGGCGUCGCUACUCAAAUCGCGCCUCUCCCACGCGUCGUCCAAUUGCAGUCUCACCUCGCUCGAAUCUGCUCUCGCCAGCUUCCGCAUCUCUCCCGCCGUAUGUACCAAUAGCCGCAUACCGACAGGACGAAGAAACGCAUCGCAUCAAGCCCAAGGACGAGCCAACGGCGCCAAAGAUGGCCCAGGAAAGCGACUGGGAGCAAAGAAGAGUGGAGGUCAAUACGUCGUGCCCGGCAACAUUCUCUUCAGACAACGAGGGACGCUAUGGUUCCCAGGCGACAACUGCUACAUGGGACGAGAUCAUACCAUCCACGCCGGUCAACCAGGCUACGUGAUCUACUACCGCGAUCCUCUAAAACACCCGCACCGGAAAUACAUUGGCAUCGUAUUUGACCGUAGCCAGACCCUCCCGCAAGCACCAAAUACCCCUCGAAGACGGAAACUGGGCAUGCUCGCCUACCAAAACCCCAAGACAGCAGUAUCAUCACCAGGAACUACAGGCGGACUGACCUUCGCCGCGCCACCGGACACACCUGGUGCCGCAUCCUCACCUGCGACCAUCAUCAAAGAUGUACCAAACGCCUCACGAGACGUCACAGUCAUGCGGGGCCCCAAAGGAGAGCAACAGGAAAUCAAUUAUCGUUUCAUCCCGGGGAGGUACAUGUAUAAAGAAGCCAAUUGGGAGAUUGGAAGAGCUGCGGAAAGGAGUAAAGUUGCCAUGGCUGUAAAGCCUUUCGUACCAGGCGAUAGAUUUGCGGCGUGGAGGAAGAGAAAUGCAAGAAAGGCGAGGUCUGCGGAGAGGAGGGCCCUGAGUAGAGGCGGAAAGAAGGCGAAGAAGUAAAACGUACCGAUCACGAGGGAAAAAAAGACUUGUACAGAUACUUUGUCAUGUGUAUGAUGGACGGCAUCCAGAUGCGCUGUCGAUGAUAUUACAGGUGGUAUGAGAUGACCACACUCUACAAUCAUGCUUCACCCGUUGUUGAUUUGGUCGUGGGCAUGGCUGCUGACUUAUAACACAGUCCUGUCUGCUGCACAGCACACCUGAUGCGUGCAAUCAUCUCAUCUCACAGGCAAGGCAUAAAAUCUCUGAUCUAAUCGUGUAGAAAACACUAAACCAAACCAAACCACAUCUUC
This is a messenger RNA of Sphaerulina musiva SO2202, 1176 nucleotides long. Its product is annotated as Ribosomal_L27-domain-containing protein. Gene Ontology annotation, molecular function: structural constituent of ribosome. Gene Ontology annotation, cellular component: ribosome; mitochondrial large ribosomal subunit. The coding region runs from base 41 to 883 and encodes 280 amino acids. The record is from RefSeq and is a predicted model, not a curated record. The transcript is spliced from 2 exons. Lineage: Eukaryota; Fungi; Ascomycota; Dothideomycetes; Mycosphaerellales; Mycosphaerellaceae. Gene Ontology annotation, biological process: translation.